GACCGUGUUUUCGUCGGACAACAACAAGACAGCUCAGCUGAGCUCUGUCUUUACGGUGGAAACCUCUCAUAACUUCUGCAAAUUUGGCAUUUAAGUUGAUUGUCACCCGGAGCCUUGUGGUUUAAGGGUCUCAGCAGACGGAUAAAUGUCUGGUGCGUCAGAACUUCCUAAAAGAGAAGAAGAGGAGGAGGUCACGCCUGAACCAGAGGAACAAUCCGACGACAGCAGUGAGGACGAGGCUUCAGGAGAGAUGGAUUUCCUGCGCAACCUCUUCUCCAGCACUUUGGGCCUCGGCUCAGCAGAGAAAGUCCUCGAUGAGCUGACUCUGGAUGGAGUGGCACGGUACAUAAACAGCGGCAAAUGUAAAAACAUCAUCUGCAUGGUCGGAGCAGGAAUAUCCACAUCUGCUGGCAUCCCAGAUUUCCGCUCACCUGGAACUGGCCUGUAUGCAAACUUGCAAAAAUACAACCUGCCUUACCCAGAGGCCAUCUUCCAGAUAGACUACUUUAAGAAACAUCCAGAACCAUUCUUUGCCUUGGCAAAAGAGCUUUACCCCGGACAGUUUAAGCCGACAAUCUGUCACUACUUUAUGAAGAUGUUGAAGGACAAGGGGGUCCUGAGACGCUGCUACACACAGAAUAUUGACACUCUAGAACGAGUAGCCGGGCUUGAAGGAGAAGAUCUGAUCGAAGCUCAUGGAACAUUCUACACGUCACACUGUGUCAGCUUUUGUUGCCGCAAGGAGUACAACCUGGACUGGAUGAAAGAAAAAAUCUUUUCUGAUGACAUUCCCAAAUGUGACAAGUGCAGCAGUUUGGUCAAACCAGAUAUUGUCUUCUUUGGAGAGAAUCUGCCAGUCCGAUUCUUCACUUCGAUGAAGAUGGAUUUUCCUCGUUGUGAUCUCCUCAUCAUCAUGGGAACGUCUCUGCAGGUCCAACCAUUUGCGAGCCUCGUCGGCAGGGUUUCAAAAAGUUGCCCCAGACUGCUCAUUAACAUGGAGAAAACAGGGCAGGCUGAUCCUCUACUUGGGAUGCUCGGUUUUGGAGGAGGGAUGGACUUUGACUCAGACAAGGCUUACAGAGAUGUAGCUCACAUCAGUACGUGUGACGACGGCUGCUUGGCUCUAGCUGACCUGUUGGGAUGGAAGGCGGAGCUGGAAGCGUUGGUGAAGCAGGAACAUGCCAGAAUCGACAGUCAGGACAAGAAAGAGAAGGACAGUGAAAGUAAAGGAGCUGCAGCCAAGGCGAGCUCUGCAUCAGCGGCACCAGAACCCAAAGCUGAGGAGUAACUAAUAAAAAAAGCACCCUUCUUAAUUAAAGCUGUAGUGAUGCCACAGUUUGGAGUUGGCCCGUGAAAGGAGACUAUGAUACUAGGGUUUCUGUUUGGAAGUGAAGCUUUGACGGGUGUCUGAUACGCUCUUUUCAUCUGCUGACAUUUAAUUCUUGUGAGAGAAACUCACAGACGUCUCAUAUUCCUGCUUCACUCUAAUGCGUACAUCAGCCAUUUGCACUUUACUUACAUUAAUAUAUCUUUCUCUUUUUUGCAUUAGCUCCCAUCUGUCUGAGCUGUACACUACCAGUCAAAAGUCUGGACACCUUUUCGUUAAAUGGUUUUUAUUUAAUUAUUUCAUACAUUGUAGAUUAAUACUGAGGACAUCAAAACUAUAAAAGAAUACAUAUGGUAUUGUGUUGCAUUAAUCUUCAGUAUUAAUGUACAAUGUAGACAAUAAUACACUUAAAUAAAAAGCAUUGAAUUCGAAGGUGUGUCCAAACUUGUGACUGGUAGUGUGUAUCUUUCUCUGUGCACGGGCAGAUUUUACUGCAGUACAACAAAUUGUUCAUGUGUCUUUAUUUCAGCAGCACACAUCUUCAUACGUUUGAAAGGGGGUUAAUUUUGAAAAACCAGCCGCCCUUGGGUCAUGACUUUGCUACAUGGCAUGAAAGCUGAAAUGAUGUCACUUGGACAGCUCUGAUGAAGUGAUGUGGGCUGAGGUGCUGCAGCUCCCUUCAUUUCAUGGAGUGUAUGAAUUACAUUUAGACUUCCUCAAAGAUAACCAAGCUGUUGGUGUGUCAUCUUCCUCCUCAAAAAGAACCUGAUUGACCUGAUAAAGUGUCACGUUUUGCCCAUCAGAAAAUUAACUUCCUGAUGGGUAAACUCAUCUGUAAAUAUAAAAACAGCAUAAUUGCUUAUACUAAACUUCUAAAAUGUCUUGAUUUUUAACUAACAAUGUUAGAUUUUUUGUAAUUUCUUUUAACACAGUGCUCUCAAACUCAGAUGAAACAGAUCAUGUAACAAAAAAGCUGUACUCAAUGUGCAAAAACUAACUUUGCUUUUCCUUCUGUCAAGAGCUUAAUUGGUCCUUCGUUGAUUUUGCCUCGUUAAUCUUUGGAGAUUGAUGAAGUUCUGCAGAAACAUGGGUUACUAAAAUGAAGGUCUGAUAUAAUAUAAGAAUAUACAUUUUCUUGGGAUAGCUGGAAGAGCAUGAAUUGUUGCGAUAUGAAUUUUUAAAAAGUACUGGAUUGGAAACAAUAACAUUAGCAUCUGUACAAUGUUAUGGAAGCCAAGACAAAAUCCUGCAAUAAAUUUUACCUUUGUAAAA
Amphiprion ocellaris (clown anemonefish) is the source of this 2599-nucleotide messenger RNA. It is a transcript of the gene sirt2, whose product is annotated as sirtuin 2 (silent mating type information regulation 2, homolog) 2 (S. cerevisiae). The record is from RefSeq and is a predicted model, not a curated record. The coding region runs from base 146 to 1288 and encodes 380 amino acids. NCBI's taxonomy places the organism in Eukaryota, Metazoa, Chordata, Actinopteri, Pomacentridae. Gene Ontology annotation, molecular function: histone deacetylase activity, NAD-dependent; NAD+ binding. The transcript has 16 exons.